Diospyros lotus (date-plum) is the source of this 915-nucleotide messenger RNA. Its product is annotated as thioredoxin-like 3-1, chloroplastic. The record is from RefSeq and is a predicted model, not a curated record. The coding region runs from base 193 to 768 and encodes 191 amino acids. Lineage: Eukaryota; Viridiplantae; Streptophyta; Magnoliopsida; Ericales; Ebenaceae. Gene Ontology annotation, cellular component: chloroplast stroma. The transcript has 5 exons.
GGAUAAGCCUCCCUCUCACCAUUCUUUCUGGAAUUCUCUCUGCGACCAAACAAAAUAGUGCAAUACGUCCAAUCCAAUCCACGGAGGCCGAAUUCAAGAACCGACGGCUAACGAGAGAACGAAAGAAAGAAAACUGUUGGUUUCCGAGGCUAAAUAUCUUAUCUGCUUUGGGGGGAGAGAGAGAGAGAGAGGAUGUCUGUUUUGGCACCAAAUUCGCAGGUUCUAUGCAGAGAAUUCUACCAUCAGAUUCAGAUUCAGAGGGACCAAACCCAGCAAUCUUGGUUCAGCGGCAACUGUUCGGUGCUGCUAAAAUCUUAUGGGUUGGGCUUUGAUCGGAAAGGAGGAGAGCGGAAGAAGAUGGCGCAGAGGAGAGAUUUGAAAGCCAGCGCGUUUUGGCAGGACUCUUCUAGACCCACAACAAUUGAGAUGGAACCCAUUCUGGACUCUGAUCAGCUCGAUCAGAUUCUCCUCAAAUCCAAAGACCUCUCUCAACCCAUUAUCAUUGACUGGAUGGCUUCUUGGUGCCGAAAGUGCAUAUAUUUGAAGCCUAAAUUGGAGAAAUUAGCAGCGGAGUUUGAUCCCAAAAUGAAAUUUUAUUGUGUGGAUGUAAACAAAGUCCCUCAAGCUCUAGUGAAGCGAGGAAACAUUUCUAAAAUGCCAACGAUCCAGCUGUGGAAGGACGGAGAGAUGAAAGAAGAAGUGAUAGGGGGGCACAAGGCAUGGCUUGUCUUGGAUGAAGUCAGGGAAAUGAUUCACAAGUUUGUAUGAUCUCCUUCGUAAGCAUAUAUUUUCAGCUGUCUCUGCCUUGUUCAUAACCACAGCUUUUUUGCUCUAUUCAAUACCGUAGUGACGUUUGUACAGGAGGCGUGAACUUGGGCUUCUUCUUAUCUAAUAUGAGCACAAUAUUCGUUAUUA